AUGGACGUUGUUUUUUUCGCGCCGCACUGUUUCAAAUACUUUGGUACUGUUUUAGCUGCGAUGCUCUUGAUUGGGGGUACCGGCGAUUUGAAGGUGGGGGGAGCCGCUUCGGCGCAUCUUGACAGUCACGGCGCUAAAGUGUGGUCUCCAUCGCGGUCCACCGACAAUGAUUACAGUCAAGUCUUCGUCAUCUUGAGAGAUUGGCUUCAGGCUGAAUCCUCUGCGUCUUCUUCAGAAAUUGCGAGCAAGAUUGAUGCCUACCACGAGAAGGCCUUCGAAGAAGAAAAGCAACUCCCAAAGGAAGAGAAGGAACGUGUGGAAUUGGACCCUGAUGGGUGCUAUGGGCCAUUGUGGGAGAUUUGGAUAGCUUUCAUCGUGAUUGUGGAGCAGGUUCCUCACAAUCAUGUUGCCCAAGAUAAGCUGGUCGAUGUUAUAAAGGGACUGAAGGGCUUGACAGGCCGCAAGGUCGAACUCGAAGGGGCCGAUUUAGAUGUGUGGAAAGCGCUGCCUAUAUUUGAUAGCUGCAUACGCGAUUACUAUCAACCACAUCUAAAUACAGAAAAUGCCGUGUCACCCGAAGAGGCUCAAAAGUGGCGCAACGUAACAUCAUUCGUGGCACGUUGUUGGAAAACUGGCUUUUUCAACGCGUCCCGACAGGCGCUAUACUUACUGCGCGCUACACUUGAGCAACCAGUCAAGGAGACAUUGGCCUUGGAGCAAGUACUUCCCAUAGCAUCGGAAUGGAUUGUGCAUAGCCGGGCUGCGCUCCACGAAACUGUCCAGUCAACAGAUAGCGGGGAAGAAAUUCAAGGGCAAAGUGCUGGUACACUCUACCAAGGGCCAAAUAAGCUCUGUGUGGAGAGGUGGGAAUUCUGGAAGGGUCGGUUUGAAGAGGUUGCUGGCCAACUUCAGGGAGACAUCAAGGAACUUGCCUUGCAUUGUGCAUCGGAGAUGGGGAGCAUUUCCAACUAG
Penicillium manginii is the source of this 972-nucleotide messenger RNA. Its product is annotated as DUF3632 domain-containing protein. The record is from RefSeq and is a predicted model, not a curated record. The transcript is spliced from 4 exons. The coding region runs from base 1 to 972 and encodes 323 amino acids. Lineage: Eukaryota; Fungi; Ascomycota; Eurotiomycetes; Eurotiales; Aspergillaceae.